GCCUCCUCGUGGUCCGACCUGCGGUUUGGGCCCGCGGCUGUUGGGGCUCGGCGACUCCAUGGGCCUCAGUUUCUCCUCUGGUAACGUGAGCUUCGCUUCCAGAGACGGGGGCCCGCCUUGCCGGGUUAGGCGCACCUCCUGGGGCGGGACUGGCUCCAACCUGGGCCCCUUGCUGCGGCUUUCUCUGUGGCCGAGGCCGGGCCGUCCCCGGGGUGGCCAGGAGAGCACCGUAAACUCUUCAGCCUGCUCCGUGGCCGCGAUCUCGGAAAAAGCACCAAUUCUGUGAUGUGCAGCAGCAUUUACUGGGCAUCUAUGACCCUGUGAUAGGCUUUGGGAUCUUUUUCUGUAAGGAGUCCAGUAAAGGAGAAGUACAUCUGCAUUAUGAACACCUAAAUAUGGCCCAGGAGCUUUUUUCCUGUUGGAAUUGGGGAGCAUCUGCAGUCAUUUACCACAUGCCAGCUUUGUGACUCAAUUAAGUAUCUUUUACAAAAGUGACUGGCUCCACUCCCCAGCACAGGACUCAACAGAUGUUGACUUCUCAUCCCUGAGUUCUUUCAGGCCAAAAAGCAAAUGGAUUUCCACCUGACAAAUCUUCGGGAUCCAAGAAGCAGAAACAAUAUCAGCGGAUUCGGAAGGAGAAGCCUCAACAACACAACUUCACCCACCGCCUCCUGGCUGCAGCUCUGAAGAGCCACAGCGGGAACAUAUCUUGCAUGGACUUUAGCAGCAAUGGCAAAUACCUGGCUACCUGUGCAGAUGAUCGCACCAUCCGCAUCUGGAGCACCAAGGACUUCCUGCAGCGAGAGCACCGCAGCAUGAGAGCCAACGUGGAGCUGGACCACGCCACCCUGGUGCGCUUCAGCCCUGACUGCAGAGCCUUCAUCGUCUGGCUGGCCAACGGGGACACCCUCCGUGUCUUCAAGAUGACCAAGCGGGAGGAUGGGGGCUACAUCUUCACAGCCACCCCAGAGGACUUCCCUAAAAAGCACAAGGCGCCUGUCAUCGACAUUGGCAUUGCUAACACAGGAAAGUUUAUCAUGACUGCCUCCAGUGACACCACUGUCCUCAUCUGGAGCCUGAAGGGUCAAGUGCUGUCUACCAUCAACACCAACCAGAUGAACAACACACACGCUGCUGUAUCUCCCUGUGGCAGAUUUGUAGCCUCGUGUGGCUUCACCCCAGAUGUGAAGGUUUGGGAAGUCUGCUUUGGAAAGAAGGGGGAGUUCCAGGAGGUGGUGCGAGCCUUCGAACUAAAGGGCCACUCCGCGGCUGUGCACUCGUUUGCUUUCUCCAACGACUCGCGGAGGAUGGCUUCUGUCUCCAAGGAUGGUACAUGGAAACUGUGGGACACAGAUGUGGAAUACAAGAAGAAGCAGGACCCCUACUUGCUGAAGACAGGCCGCUUUGAAGAGGCGGCGGGGGCCGCGCCGUGCCACCUGGCCCUCUCCCCCAACGCCCAGGUCUUGGCCUUGGCCAGUGGCAGUAGUAUUCAUCUCUACAAUACCCGGCGGGGCGAGAAGGAGGAGUGCUUUGAGCGGGUCCAUGGCGAGUGUAUCGCCAACUUGUCCUUUGACAUCACUGGCCGCUUUCUGGCCUCCUGUGGGGACCGGGCGGUGCGGCUCUUUCACAACACUCCUGGCCACCGAGCCAUGGUGGAGGAGAUGCAGGGCCACCUGAAGCGGGCCUCCAACGAGAGCACCCGCCAGAGGCUGCAGCAGCAGCUGACCCAGGCCCAAGAGACCCUGAAGAGCCUGGGUGCCCUGAAGAAGUGACUCUGGGGGGGCCCGGCGCAGAGGAUUGAGGAGGAGGGAUCUGGCCUCCUCAUGGCGCUGCUGCCAUCUUUCCUCCCAGGUGGAAGCCUUUCAGAAGGAGUCUCCUGGUUUUCUUACUGGUGGCCCUGCUUCUUCCCAUUGAAACUACUCUUGUCUACUUAGGUCUCUCUCUUCUUGCUGGCUGUGACUCCUCCCUGACUAGUGGCCAAGGUGCUUUUCUUCCUCCCAGGCCCAGUGGGUGGAAUCUGUCCCCACCCGGCACUGAGAAUGGUAGAGAGGAGAGGAGAGAGAGAGAAUGUGAUUUUUGGCCUUGUGGCAGCACAUCCUCACACCCAAAGAAGUUUGUAAAUGUUCCAGAACAACCUAGAGAACACCUGAGUACUAAGCAGCAGUUUUGCAAGGAUGGGAGACUGGGAUAGCUUCCCAUCACAGAACUGUGUUCCAUCAAAAAGACACUAAGGGAUUUCCUUCUGGGCCUCAGUUCUAUUUGUAAGAUGGAGAAUAAUCCUCUCUGUGAACUCCUUGCAAAGAUGAUAUGAGGCUAAGAGAAUAUCAAGUCCCCAGGUCUGGAAGAAAAGUAGAAAAGAGUAGUACUAUUGUCCAAUGUCAUGAAAGUGGUAAAAGUGGGAACCAGUGUGCUUUGAAACCAAAUUAGAAACACAUUCCUUGGGAAGGCAAAGUUUUCUGGGACUUGAUCAUACAUUUUAUAUGGUUGGGACUUCUCUCUUCGGGAGAUGAUAUCUUGUUUAAGAAGACCUCUUUUCAGUUCAUCAAGUUCAUCAGAUAUUUGAGUGCCUACUCUGUGCCCAAAUAAAUAUGAGCUGGGGAUUAAA
Molecule: messenger RNA, 2605 nt
Organism: Gorilla gorilla gorilla (western lowland gorilla)
Lineage: Eukaryota; Metazoa; Chordata; Mammalia; Primates; Hominidae
Gene: TBL2
Product: transducin beta like 2
Exons: 8
Coding region: 714-1772 (352 amino acids)
Biological process (GO): endoplasmic reticulum unfolded protein response
Cellular component (GO): endoplasmic reticulum
Molecular function (GO): protein binding
Source: RefSeq, a predicted model, not a curated record